CUUACGUUAAUUGUACAGUGUUAAUCAGCCUUCAGCCAAACAGCAAAAUGGCAUCAAACAAGCUAGUAAGAACAUUCCCUAUUAUUUUAGAUAUUAGCAAAUUAUAUGAGAUUGUACAGAUAUUCAAGCAAUACAGGUUUCCUGAGGCUAAAUGGUUUGAGUUUGGAUUGAAUCUUGGUCUUCUUUAUCCUACACUGGAAGCUAUUGAUGCUAAUCAUAGAGGAAAUACUUCACGUUGUCUCAUGGAGUGUUUAUCCAAGUGGCUGAGUAAAGCUGAUGAAAAUGUGUAUUUUCCUACUUGGCAGACAUUGGCUAGUGCUCUUAGAAAGUUAAAAGCAAAAGCAGUGGCUGAAAAUAUUGAGAAAACAAUGGUUAGCCAGCUACUACAGCAUUACAGCAGUAGAAUAUCUGGAGCAACACUCUCUGAAGAAUCAGUUGAUCUGUUACAUACAGAAGGACUGAUAUCUGAAGAGACAUUGAGGGAAGUGAAGAAUUGUGGAUACACACUAACAGAUGAUGUAAUGAGAGAAAUAUACACAGCAGUAGCUAAUGAUCAUAACAAAUUGAAAUCAUUUGCUAGCAUUUUAAUAAGAGCAAUGGGCACAGCCAAUGACUUAAUGAGAGACUGUGAUGACAUUUUUAAUGGGAUGGAGAGUUAUCAUGGUGAUAAAGACAAUGCAUCAAGUAUCAUUACAGCAAAUUCAGUUGAAAAAUCAAGUGUCAGAAUUACAGAAUUUGAGUUUCAAAUUUCAGAGCAUUAUAGUUUUGAUGAAAUGAGAGGAAAAUUUGGAACUUUCUAUUUCAAAGUCACCCAACUGGUAUCUCACACUAUCAGAGUGAACCAACUUGAAGAUUUCAUAGAAUUUCUUGAUGAUUGCUAUCCUGAGAUAGGCCCUAACCUAACCUCUGCUGCUACAGUGAAAGAUGUCAUGAAAAUUAUUAAAACCAAAUGCAAUGUCAUCAAUAUUGCACCAGUAAAGGAAGUGGUCAGCUUCUACAGCAUAACAGAAGCUAAGCCAUUGAUAUCUGAUUAUAGUACAACACUUGAUGAGUUUUGUCACAAACUUAAGCUUCAAUUCUUGCUUGAUAAGAAGCUUUCAAUAAGCGAUUUUCUCAUUUGUGAAACCAUUGAGCUUGUUCUAGACUGGGAUCCUGCUGAGCACUUAUUGAAUGAUAUUCGUCGUUUAAUGGAGAAAACAUUCCAAGGAUUGAGUAGAAGGAUUAUAGUCAAAAGCAUGCAUAAAGGCAACUCCAUCAUUAUCAUUUGUGGUGCUCCUUCUCAUCUAAUGAAUGCUUUGCAAUUGAGGGCUCGUGCUAAUCUUACUGUGCUGCAAGAAGAAUUUGCUUUGAUGAGAUUGAAAAUAGGACACUGCACUGUCUAUGAUAGGACUAUCAGAAGCAAAGAACUAAAGAUUGUUGCAGAGGAAACUGAAAUAUGUGAAGGAGAAUUGGUGAAGUUGAAUCCAUAUCACAGUGAUAAAGAAAGUGUCCUUGACAAUCAAGCAUUACAAAUUUUAGCUUUAAAACACAAGCAAGAACUCAUCAAUAGCAGCAUGCAGGCAUCAGGUUUCAAAUCUAAAGUCAAGCAAAUUAAAAAAGAAGAAGCUGCAAGUUCAAAAAAGCGAAUGUUAUUAAGAGAAUCUGAACAUUUACAAUCUACUCUAAGGAUCAGAAUAAGUCGAAAGGAAGUAUUACAAGAGAAUGAAAACAUUAGUGUACACCUGCUUGAAAUUCAAAAUUCAAAUUCUUACAAAGUGAAAUCCACACAGACAGUGCUAUCAUCCAAUGGAUCUAUCUGUGAAGCUCAAGAUGAUUAUAGUGACACAAAUAUUUCAUUCAAAAAGGGUGAAUUAUUUAAGAUAAGCACAAAUGGACAUGAGGUACAAUCACUGGAGACUGGACAGAAGAGUGCUGUUCCAAUGAAAUACAUUGGAUACUCAAGAGUAGAAUUACUUUACUUGUUUCAGUUUGCAAUAACAAAGGAAGGAUUAUCUCUUCUACCUGCUCUCCUUGAUGAUGAUAAAAAAGCAGAGUAUUUUGUACAAAAAAUUACUGAUGAUCCUACUCUACUACAACCAUUGAGGGAAUUGAUCACAAAGUAUAAAUUAUUUAUCGCUAGUUAUAAUUUUGAAACACUAUAUCAAUAUGAGUUAACUUUAAAGAAAGGAGAAGUACUUGAAGUUGUUAAAUAUAAUGAAAAUCGGCAAUGGUGGUACAUGCAUUCACUUCAUACAGACAAAGAAGGAUAUGUACCAAUUAAUUAUAUAACACCAAUUGAAGGAGAAUACUCACCAAUGUACAACAAUAUCUACUAUCAUAAAGUGAGUCAUAAUGAAGCAAAGAAGAGACUGAGUCAAGGAGACACUCAAGCAGGUACUUUCCUAAUUAGAGAUAGUGAAAGUAAUCCCGGGCAGUAUACUCUCUCACUUAGCAUUGGAUUUGGUAACAGGCACUAUCGUAUAAACAUUACAUUUAAUAAGUAUCAUAUAUACCCUGAUGUCCAAUUUGACUCACUCAAUGACCUGAUACAUCACUACAUGAUGAAAGCUGAUGGUCUGGCCUACCCACUAAGAGUUCCUUUACCCAAACAAGCAAAAAGAUCCAUUGCAUUCAAUAAAGAACGGGGAAUUAAUAAGUCUUCAAUUAAGUUUUUAAAAUGCAUAAAUGCUGGACAGUUUGGAGAAACAUGGAAGGGUAAUUGGAAAGGUAAAGGGCCAGUUACCAUUAAGACAAAUAUAGCAACAGAUAUUACACAAGAAAAAUUUCUUGAAGAGGCCAACAUAUUGGGAGAAUUCUACCACAAGAACAUCAUCAGUCUAUAUGGUGUUUGUAUUGAAAGCUAUCCUUUUUACAUUGUAACACAGCCAAUGAAUGGAAACCUCAAAUAUUACCUAACUACAAAUAAUCUUACACCAGCAGAGUUGGUAGAUAUUGCUAUUCAAGUUACUGAAGGUAUGAUGUAUCUAGGAGAACAAGAUUACAUUCAUUGUGAUCUAAGAGCAGAGAAUAUACUAUUAGGAGACCAUAACACUGUCAAGAUAGCAAACUUUCGUCUUGCCCAACACCUCAAUGGCAAAAAAUACUGGACUGUUGAGAGAGGUACUCAUCUAGCUAUAAGAUGGACAGCACCUGAAGGACAUACUUUAAACCAGCUAAGUAUUAAAUCUGAUGUUUGGUCAUUUGGUAUAUUACUAUGGGAACUGGUUACCAAAGGGUAUCUACCAUAUCCUAGCAUGACUGAUAAAGAAGUAUGUGAAUUAGUAUCAAAAGGCAAUUGUACAUACAUACCAAGAGGUUGUCCUAAACCAUUUGAUCAACUUAUGAUAAAUUGCUGGAAACACAAGGAUUAUGAGAGGCCAAGCUUUAAAGAUUUCUUUGAUGUACUUGUUAAAUAUGAUACUCAUGAUAGUUAGCCUGGGGUACAUAGCCCACAAGUCAUUCCUAUUUUAUCCAUAUUAAACAAUCACUGCUUAUACAUAAUAUCCUUGUUUUGUAAAUUUAACAAUAAUUAUUUCA
Amphimedon queenslandica is the source of this 3516-nucleotide messenger RNA. RefSeq lists its product as uncharacterized. The coding region runs from base 48 to 3413 and encodes 1121 amino acids. The record is from RefSeq and is a predicted model, not a curated record. NCBI's taxonomy places the organism in Eukaryota, Metazoa, Porifera, Demospongiae, Haplosclerida, Niphatidae. The transcript has 15 exons. Gene Ontology annotation, molecular function: protein kinase activity; protein binding; ATP binding. Gene Ontology annotation, biological process: protein phosphorylation; signal transduction.